Messenger RNA from Culicoides brevitarsis, 2169 nucleotides. RefSeq lists its product as uncharacterized. Bases 335 to 1972 code for a protein of 545 amino acids. Gene Ontology annotation, molecular function: peptidase activity. Gene Ontology annotation, biological process: protein modification by small protein removal. The transcript has 7 exons. NCBI's taxonomy places the organism in Eukaryota, Metazoa, Arthropoda, Insecta, Diptera, Ceratopogonidae. The record is from RefSeq and is a predicted model, not a curated record.
GUUUUGGUUCCGCAAAAUACGCGAGUCUAGUUGAUUCUUGCUCAAAAAGUGCAAAAGACAUUCUCAGAGUCCCAAAAUUCUCUAGUGAAAAGGAGACAAUCGCUAAAAAUAGAUCAAAAGAAGCAUAAAAAGUGUAAAUAUUUGUGAUUCUAACAAAAAGACAAAAAAAUAUCAAAUUAAAAAUAAAUAAAAGAAAUGAUAACAGAGAGAAAGUUCCGCGAAUGAGAAUAAAAAAGUGAAUCAUUGUCGAAUAUUGCCACAAAAAAUUUUAACAGUGAAAAAAGACUUGAAAAAAAAAUAAAUAUUUAGAGAAAAGUGAAAGAAAAUUCAAACGAUGGACGACUCAGGAAACCACACAGUCGAAUUGUACAUCUACGACCUCAGUCAAGGCAUGGCAACGAUGAUGUCACAAAUGUUGCUAGGACGUCAGAUUGACGGCAUUUAUCACACAGCUGUCGUUGUUUUUGGACGCGAGUUUUUCUACGGAUCUCAUGGAAUAUCGAGCAUCACACCGGGCACCACAGUUCUCGGCAAACCACAGAAAAAGCAGAAAAUCGGCGAAACAUUUAUACCGUAUCAAGUAUUCAAAGACUACGUUCGUGGAUUAGCUGAAAGUACCUUUAGAGGUGCCUGUUACAACCUUCUCAAGCACAAUUGCAACACCUUUUCCGAGGAUUUGUGUCAAUUUUUGUGCGGCACUAGCAUCCCGAAGUAUAUUUUGGACCUGCCGCAAGAGAUUCUCUCGACGCCGCUCGGACAAAGUCUCGCUCCCUUGAUUGAAAGUCUCGAGGCACCGCAACCCGGCAGUUCUGCAUUCUCAUUCGAGCCACAAAUCGCCCAACGUGAAACAUCGCCCGGCUUUGAUGCGCUAAACACCGAAAUUGAGGCAGCGCGACAACACUCACAGGCACUCGACGAACGACGACAAGCGAUAAAUGAGAAAUUAGCGCGAAAGGAGCGCAAAAAGAACGGAGAAAAGAAGCACAAGAAGAAAAAGUCGAAAUCCGCAACGGGAAAUAGUUCAGGAGAGAGUGAUCAGAAUUCAAACAGCAUGUCUGAAGCAGAAAACGGAAAUGGCACAGCUGAAGUUGCUGCCGAAAUGCUUCCGUCCGAACAGGCGCUCGAAGAUGAGGCUGCCGAAAAACGUGCCGAAGAGGAACGCAAACGGGCACGUGAUCCACCGAUCGUUUUCAAAGACAUCGAUGCCAAAACUGAGCUCGAAGGUCUCGUCAAACUGGUCGACGAUAAAUUAGUUGAAGACGAAAAAGUUGCGCUGGAAGAGUUGCAUCAAUAUCUCCUCUUUGGCGAAGGUUCGUGGGCCUUGGGAGACUCCUUCCUCGUAUUUGUCGGACAUGUGUUGCGCGAUCCCGAAAUGUCGCCCGAGACACGAGUGCAUUUAUUGCGAGCCCUUGCCUGUUGUGCCUUGAAAGACGACGUUAUUCUCUUGUUGCACCAAGACAGACGCGAUCACGUGAUGAUGAAUUACGCACAAGACAUCGACAAACACACGCCCGAGGAGCAACAGGCACUUGCCCUGUUCCUUUGCAAUUUGUUUGAGAACACAAAUGCUUCGGAGUGGCUUUUGUACAUCAGCGAGUGGCAAUUCAACAAUCAGACUGUAUCGAAUAUCCGGAUAACGACGAAGGCGGCGGUGCAUUGCUUGCUCGCUACUUGUCCGAAAUUGCAGGAUUUGGGGUCCGCAAUUGUGCAUAAUUUGGCGUGCAAAGAUGUGAAGACUGUGGUCUUUGAUGACAUUUCGGUGGAAAUCUCGAUGGCAUUGCUCCAAUUCUUCCAACAGCAACCGGACGAAGAACGUUUGUUCCGCGGCAUGAAAGCUCUCUCGAAAUUCGUCUUUGUGUCGCCCGAUAUCCCACAAUUAGUGCAAAUGAUCGGACCCAACCCGAAGGAUUUCAAAGGAAAAAGUGGCCGAGUCGACGAGAUGAUUGAAAUUAUUUCAAAGAAAGUCCGCUAAAUGUCACAUUUUUUACCUUUUACGCUAAAACGCUAGAAUAGUUAUCCAUAAAUAUAUUAUUUAUUCUACGGCAAACACAUUUUACUAAGACAUAAGAAAAUUUUCUCACUAAAAAUUGUUGAUUUUGGGACAAGGGUUUUGGAAUGUAUGACUAUGAUUUACACAAAAAAAAGAGAUAAAAAUAAAAUGUAACACGU